GACAAUAUACAGCACACACCAAUGCCAUCUUAGAAAGGAGGCCACGGAAGAAGAAUAACGCUACACACGCCACCAUUUUGUGAGCAUUUCUACUUGUGCAGUUCGGAGGAACGGUUGUGUGUGUUACAAAGUUAUAGAAACCUUUUUAGUAAAUUUAUUUACCAAAAAUACAAAAUGUCACGUUAUCGUGAAUGGGAUCUUUCGUGCAAAGUAUAUGUUGGUAAUUUGGGAAGUAGUGCCAGUAAACACGAAAUCGAAAGUGCAUUCAGUAAAUAUGGUCCACUCAGAAAUGUAUGGGUUGCUAGAAACCCACCUGGAUUUGCCUUUGUGGAAUUUGAAGACCCACGUGAUGCAGAAGAUGCAGUUAGAGGAUUAGAUGGAACACGCUGUUGUGGAACCAGAGUAAGAGUAGAGAUGUCCUCUGGAAGAAGUCGACGUGCAGGUGGACGGAGACCAGGUCCAAGAUACUCCAGGUCCAGAUCUCGCAGUCCUCGAAGGAGAUCACUGGGUCGUUACCCCAGGUCCUGGUCAAGAAGUCCCCGCAGAUCGCCAAUAAGUCGUUAUUCCAGGUCAAGAUCCCGUAGCCCUCGCAGGAGAUCACUGACUCGCAGCCGUAGCCGAGAUCGUCGUUCUCGUUCGGAUUCCCGUGACAGACGUUAGGUGCUAAAAGUGUUCGAGAGAAUGGACCGACUAAAUGUGCUGGAUGGAAGACAAAAGAAAACCAAUUUUAUAUGUACAUAAAGAAAAACACAAAAAAUAAUCGUUACCACGCGUGUAUACUCGGACGAAGCAAUGAUAAUGAGUAAAACAUUUCAUAAAAUGUGAAAACGAACACGUACGCAACAUUUACAAUUUAAUCUGUUAAUUUUGUACACGCAUAAAAUGUCACCUACGUGCGUAAUAUUAUAAGAUUAUUAUUAUUAUUAAUAUUAUUAUUAUUAUUAUUAUUAUUAUUAUUAUUAUUAUUAUGAAACCACCGGUACACACAUUUGUGCGCGUAUAAACACAUUUACACAAUCACGUUCGACGUACGCGUACCUACACAUAGAUGCAAUAUACACGCAUAUAAGAUUCCUUUUCGUGACGCGAGUUAGCGAGUGUUUUGUAUCUCUUACGAAAUGUGCUCAUUGCUUUAAAGUGUACGAGUGCGAUAAGAGAGAUUCGGUUACAAUUGAGAAUAAUUAACGAUGAUCAACAUAACGGUGAGUGCUUAACUGACGGGAGAAGAUUGAUGCAGAUUCGGGACAAAGACGUUUUUUGGUGUGGAAAAGUUACGGAAGCAGAAGACGGUCGUUUUAUGUUGUAUUAAUUAUUUUGUACUCUUACGAAUCUAAGACUCUAAAAUAAAAGUGUAUCGUAUUAUUUUUUGGCUUUCCUAUUGAAAAAUAGCAAUUUACUAUCUUAGUAAUAAAUUUAUUAAAGUAGUGA
Molecule: messenger RNA, 1428 nt
Organism: Nomia melanderi (Alkali bee)
Lineage: Eukaryota; Metazoa; Arthropoda; Insecta; Hymenoptera; Halictidae
Product: RNA-binding protein 1-like
Molecular function (GO): RNA binding
Source: RefSeq, a predicted model, not a curated record